CUGCGUGACACAUUUGUGCGUCAGGUACCCUUUCCACAGAGCUCUGAUCGGGUUACCCUGCCAUGCUCCAUCUUCCAAAGCAUGGUCUGGGGAGGAUGAGAUUGGGAGGGCAGGCCUCGCCAGAACACACUGCCAUCCAGCUGGGAAGGAGAGGAGGGCUGUGCUCCCCCAAGACCUUACGGCCUACUGAGGGCAGGCCGCUUACUGCAGAGUUGCACCCUGCCCAGCGAGACUGCUCCAGGGGGGACUUAGGUGAGUGGAGGAUGGACUGCAGAAAGCACUAACAGGACUGUCCUGCCUUUUCUGUGUCCACUUCCCCGAUCACUGAGACUGCCUUUGAGGCCGUCUGGAGCACACAUGCUCAGAAAGGAUGUGCAUUAGCUUGGCCCCCCUUGAGCAUCGCAUGCCCUGAGCCGGGGUUGCUGAAGGCAAAUGUGGGGACUGGAACUGGGGGCUGCCAUUUGCUGUCCAAUGGCUUGGGGCAGGCCCCAGACUCCUGGGAUACCAGCAUCCUCAGCCUUGCCCGUGGGUUGGCAGUAGCUGUAAGAAUCAGAGCAGCUUCCCUGUCCAGACACCUCUGAAGUCCUGUCCCUGGGUGGGUGUACUCUCUCCUUUGACCCAGCUCCCUGGGAGCUGCCCACCUUUUCUCCCAGCACACUCAUAAGCCAGUACCCCUGUGGGCCAUUCUGUGCCUUAAACAUGCCCACAUCUGGCUUUCAAGGCACCUUCCCCGGCUUCUCCCCAAGCCUGAGUGCCUCAUCAGCGGGAGGGUCCUCUCAGAUUCAGAAAGUCACCCUUGCAACCUGCUUCCUGAAAUGCCAGAUGCCAGACCCCUCCUGCCUGCUUCUGCCUCUCUGCUGCUUCUGCCUCCUCCACACCUUGCCAGCCUCCUCUCUGUGGCUCCAGCCAGUUCAGUCCCAGGGCCUUGAAUUUGCUGGAUGAGCCCUCACUUGGAGCUGGGCUCCUCUCAUUCAGCCCCCUCCUCUCCCAGCUCCCAGGAAGGUCACAUGUAGGCUUCACUGAGGAAGGGCACAGGUCUGGUGACAACUGAGGCCUCCUUAGGAAGAUACAAGUUCAGUGUUGGGCUCUCUUCCAGGAGGGUGACCCUCUACCUCAUGGUGGUUCCUCUGGGUGAGCUUCUAGCCAGGCCCUCUGUCAAUGCCAGCUUCUGCCCAGGGCUGUGGUGUUUCCUGGUGGCUUCCUGUCCUUUCACCUUCAGUCACCCCAGCUCCCAUUUCCAAGACUGUUGUCACUGGUGCUGUUAGGUUGGGACACUGUUUCUCCAGACAGUACCUGCCUGGGGGCGCUGGAUCUGUCUGUGGAGCAAAUGGAGACAUGUUCACCACCUCAGAGAGAACCAGGCUCAUGACCUCUGGAAGGCGGUGAGGACCCUGAUGAGGACCACCAGGUUGUGGGGCACUAGUCAGGGGUCCAAGACCCUUGAUAAAUGUGAGUCCAUUAACUUGUGAAAAACAGGCUUUCGUGUAACUACUCCCAGUCUUUCCCUUCUGCAAAUCUGAAUCUCUUUCUGCCAGACGUCCUUGAAAUCUCUCACCAGCUAUGAGGCCGUGGCAGCCCUGAGGGGAGCUGGAGGCUAGAACCUGGCCUGGCGGCCUGCCGUUGCAGAUCUUCGGAUCAGCCUUCCACGCCCAGCAGCCACCCCCGGCAGCAUCCCUGGUCAUCAGAGCAACUGCGCACCUGGUUUGGGAAUUCCUGGGUCUCAGUGAGGAUGGAGAGUGGCAGAACCAUGAAGUGGCAAUUGAGCAUCAGAUCAGGGAGUGAGAGUUUCCUUCCAGGGCAUUUGGUGCAUUUAGGUGAACUAUAAGACCGUGCUUGACCUCAGCGAGCACUUGAUAUUAUCAGAGAUGUCCCAUGAUAGGAAUCUGUGGCCACCUGUGAUUGCGUUGGAAGUCACCUAGGAAAGGAGCUCCUGCUUAGCGCCAUCUGUAUGUGGCCUCCCACCACCUUUUCAUGGGGUGGCUCCCUCCUCUACCCUGUUAGCCCGUUGGUUAUCAGUCCUCUGUCUUGGCUGGCAUGGCAUUGGCAAGGAUAGGGACCUGGAAAUGACUACAUUUGACACUUGAGUGUGGCCUGUGCAGGGUCUUGCCUAUGAGCAGAUGCACCCACUUCCCAUGAUGAACCCCCGUGUAGGAGGCUGAGGGAGAACAGAAAUGAAUCCCCCAGUGCAGGCUAAAAGGGCGGAGCGUGACCUUCCAUCUGAGGGUCUUCUCUGUAGCCAACAGAGGUGAGCAAGAACAAGGUCCUGCCUGGGGACAGGUGUGCACAGGAGGGCUAGCACAGAGCCUCGCUUUGGGCAGGGCUGAAGAGGAUAGCUGACUUCCCCCGAGGAGCUGAGCAGGUGCUGCAGAGCAGAGUGCCAGAGCUAGCCGUGGGGUGAUUAGAAAGUGGCAGAGCUCUGUGGUCAGCUGCACAGGGCUGAGGUUGUGAGGUGUGAAGGAUCGCCUGUGGUCUCUCCUGGCACUCCUCAGGCCCUCAGACAUGUACAGCGAGGACAGCCUCUCACUAGGCAAGAAGGGCAUCUGCCUUAGUGGGAAGGGCCCCAGGCCCAGGCACGCACUGAGGAGAGCUGUGCCACAUGGCGGCAGGAGCAGGCAGGAGAACAUGGACUGCCUGGGAGAAAGGGACAGGACUGGACUAUGGGGACUGCCUGAGCCAGCAAGGGCCAGCCUGGGGGGCCAGAGUAGGGGGCACAGGGUUGCGUCUGAGGUUGUAACAUGCUCAGCAACAGGGUCGUCACUGGCCGCUGGCCACUCACUGCCAGAGCCAGAGAUGCAGAGGGGCUGGAGGCCCUUCCCUCCCUGACCUGCCAUGGCCACAAGGAGAGGCUUGGAGGUAAAAGCCGGCGAGUGCAGCCUCAGUGGUCCCCUCCAGCUGGGACUGAGCCGUGCAAGCUUCGCCUGUACAACAGCCUCACCCGGAAAAAGGACGUGUUCAUACCUCAAGAUGGGAAAAAGGUGACCUGGUACUGCUGCGGGCCCACUGUCUAUGAUGCAUCGCACAUGGGGCAUGCCAGGUCCUACAUUUCUUUCGACAUCCUGAGAAGAGUGUUGAAGGAUUACUUCCAGUAUGACGUCUUCUACUGCAUGAACAUCACAGACAUUGAUGACAAGAUCAUCAGGAGGGCCCGGCAGAACUUCUUGUUUGAGCAGUAUCGGGAGCAGAAACCAGCAGCCACCCAACUCCUGGAGGACGUUCAUGCUGCUCUGAAGCCAUUUUCAAUAAAGUUAAGUGAGACCACAGAUCCUGGCAAGAGGCAGAUGCUUGAGCGAAUGCAGCACAUGGUGGAGCUGGCCAUAGAGCCACUUGAGGAAGCUGUGCGCGCCAGCCUCUCUGGAGAAGACAUCGCCAGCCAUGUUGAGACGUUGCUGGACAAGGCAGAGGACUUGCUUUCUGACUGGUUGGACUCCACGCGUGGCGGUGAGGUGACCGACAAUUCCAUUUUCUCCCAGCUGCCCAAGUUCUGGGAAGGGGAGUUCCACAAGGACAUGGAAGCUCUGAACGUUCUGCCUCCAGAUGUCCUGACCCGGGUUAGCGAGUAUGUACCGGAAAUUGUGAACUUUGUCCAGAAGAUUGUGGACAAUGGCUAUGGAUAUGCUUCAAAUGGGUCUGUCUACUUUGACACCCUGAAGUUUGCUUCCAGUGAGAAACACUCCUAUGGCAAGCUGGUGCCCGAAGCCGUUGGGGACCAGGCAGCUCUGCAGGAGGGGGAAGGCGACCUGAGCAUCUCGGCAGACCGCCUGAGUGAGAAACGGUCUCCCAACGACUUCGCCCUGUGGAAGGCCUCCAAGCCAGGAGAGCCGUCCUGGCCAUGCCCCUGGGGGAAGGGUCGUCCCGGAUGGCACAUCGAGUGCUCCGCCAUGGCAGGCACGCUUCUGGGAGCCUCAAUGGACAUUCACGGAGGAGGGUUUGACCUCCGGUUCCCCCACCAUGACAACGAGCUGGCGCAGUCAGAGGCCUACUUUGAAAACGACUGCUGGGUCAGGUACUUCCUCCACACAGGCCACCUGACGAUCGCAGGCUGCAAGAUGUCAAAGUCUCUAAAGAACUUCGUCACCAUCAAGGACGCCUUGAAGAAGCACUCAGCACGGCAGUUGCGGCUGGCCUUCCUCAUGCACUCCUGGAAGGACACGCUGGAUUAUUCCAGCAAUACCAUGGAGUCGGCGCUGCAAUAUGAGAAGUUCAUGAACGAGUUUUUCUUAAAUGUGAAAGAUGUCCUUCGAGCUCCUGUUGACAUCACCGGCCAGUUUGAAAAGUGGGAAGAUGAAGAAGCAGAACUCAAUAAGAACUUUUAUGACAAGAAAAGGGCAGUUCAUGAAGCCCUCUGUGACAAUGUUGACACCCGCACCGUCAUGGAAGAGAUGCGGGCCCUGGUCAGUCAGUGCAACCUCUAUAUGGCGGCCCGGAAGGCUACAAGGCGGAGGCCCAACCGGGCUUUGCUGGAGAGUAUCGCUGUGUACCUCACCCACAUGCUGAAGAUCUUUGGGGCCAUAGAAGAGGAAAGCUCCCUGGGUUUCCCAGUCGGAGGGCCUAAGAACAACCUAAAUCUCGAGGCCACCGUCAUGCCCUACCUGCAGGUGUUGUCGGAAUUCAGAGAAGGCGUGCGGAAGAUCGCCCGGGAGAAGAAAGUCCCUGAGGUUCUACAGCUCAGCGAUGCCCUCCGGGAUGACAUCCUGCCGGAACUCGGGGUGCGGUUUGAAGAUCACGAAGGACUGCCGACAGUGGUGAAACUGGUGGACAGAGCUACCUUGAUAAGAGAGAGGGAAGAGAAGAAAAGGGUGGAAGAAGAGAAGAGGAGGAAGAAGGAGGAGGCUGCCAGGAGAAAACAAGAGCAGGAAGCGGCAAAGCUGGCCAGGAUGAAGAUUCCACCCAGUGAGAUGUUCCUGUCAGAAAGUGACAAAUACUCCAAGUUUGAUGAAAAUGGCCUGCCCACGCAUGACGCUGAGGGCCAGGAGCUGAGCAAGGGGCUUGCCAAGAGGCUGAGGAAGCUCUACGAAGCCCAGGAGAAGCUGCACCAGGAGUACCUGCAGAAGGUUCAGAACGGAAGUCUGCAGUGAAGGGGCACAGGCUGCCUUCCCAGCGCCACAGGGACUGAGGACCUCCGCCCAGGGGCAGCGCCCGCACUCCUGUCCUGUUUACAGUGGUCCUCGGGCCCUGAGCCAAGGAUCGUGUUCACGUAGGUGCACGUGGCCAGCGCCCUGAGACUUACCAAUAAACCUUCUGAACAGUGAGGCCCUGCCGCCCUCUCUGCCAUUAUCCUGCCACUCAGCUCCUGCUGGAGCCGGCAGCGCGGCCGCUUGGUCAGCAGGUUGUGACUUAAGCGCUUGGUCAGUGGAGCCAGCGGAGGAAUUUCUCCACAUGCCAGCAGCCCGGCUAAUCCCUGCUGUGUGGGUGCAUUUGGAGGUAUUUGAGUGAAAAAGACGGGCUCAGCCUGGCGGAUCCCGCUGGGCCCCAGACAAAGGCCACUCAGUCUGCCCUCGGCUCUGAUGAAUAGCACACUGCAGGUUUCCUGGAGCAGCAGGGCUGCGGGUGGGCCCUUGGCCAGCUGCCAGGGCCUGCCAUGGCUGACAGCAGCCCAGGGUCUGAAGGGCCUGCAGGCGAGAGAGAAGGAGUCCCCACACCUGGGGCAUGCCCUCCCACCCGCCACCCACACGGGUGCUCCUCCUGCUGAGAGUGACACCUGUCCUCAGAAGCACCCAGCUGUCCUUGGAGAGGUGUGAGCAGGAGCAGAACCUGCCUGUGCCUGGGAGAGCUGCCAUGGGCCAGUUCUUAGGACCAAGGGCAGGCAUUGGUAGGGGCCAUAAACUGGGGCGUGUGGCAGUGCCCACUGGUAGAUGCACCCCGUCCCUAUGCUUCUGUCUGUGGGGAGCUGCCCUGAAGGCCCCACAAGGUGCCAAAUGCCAAACGUGGCAGCGUGAGACAGCUGGUGCAGGGCCUUGGCCCAGAGCAGGAGGCUAGGCUGUGAGCAUUGCCCACCGUCCUGGGUGCUGCAGUUUGACUUUAAACUUUAUUGGUGUUUUAUAUUUAAAGAAGAAAGUCCCCAAGACAGCACUAAGCAGCCUGUCCCAGUUAGCUCCUGCUAUAUAACAGACACCCUAGAGCCGGGUGACUGAGAACGAUGACUGGGACUCGGCAGGUAGCUCCUGGCAGUCAGGCAGCUAGUCUGAGGGUUACACCUGGGCCCUGGGCUGGGGCUGCCUGGCACUUCUCAUUGCUGUGGUCUCCCCUGGUGACUUCGGUGGCAGUGUCCAGCAAGAAUAGCUGGAGGGUUCUGACCUCAGAGGCCAUGGCCUGACUGCCACCUUCCUUCCUAGUGGAGGCCAUCUCAAAGACCCACCCACGUCCCUGGGGAGGAGCAGAGACAGGUUCUGGAAGAACGUGGGGGAAACAGGAAACCACUGUGGCUAUUUCCGAAUGUGCUGUCUGCCACUGUGGUUGGUUUGGUCGUGUGGUGAGGCGGAACUUCACAGCAGGGAGCAUGUGGUGGAGCAGAGCUUCUCUCCACGUGGUGGAGGUCAGGUGCAGAGAGGGAGGAGGGGGCAGGGAUCCCAGUCUCCCCUUCAGGGCCUCACCCCAUGACCCUAUUUCCUGCCAGUUGGACCCCCCACCUCCCAACAGCACCAUGGGCUGGCGACCAGACCUUUGUACCUGGACCUUUGGGGGACAUUCAGAUCCAAACCAUGGCAGCCAGAAACCAUGAAUCAGCUCAGCCUCAGAGAUGAGGUCAGCUCCAGCAGAAGAGGCUCUGCCUUUGUUGCACACCCCAGUGACGAUGUGCCUGGGCUGCAGAGCAGCCCACUGUGAUGUGGUCGUUCUGUUGCUAGUAACAUUGGCGGUUGUCCAAACUAUAUACGCUGAGACAAUGCAAGCAAUACUGAUGUCAGCAACCAGGGUUUGAAUGUAAGAGAGAAAAUACAAAUUAAAAAAACAAGGAAG
Molecule: messenger RNA, 6954 nt
Organism: Sciurus carolinensis (gray squirrel)
Lineage: Eukaryota; Metazoa; Chordata; Mammalia; Rodentia; Sciuridae
Gene: Cars1
Product: cysteinyl-tRNA synthetase 1
Exons: 22
Coding region: 2736-5075 (779 amino acids)
Biological process (GO): cysteinyl-tRNA aminoacylation
Cellular component (GO): cytoplasm
Molecular function (GO): cysteine-tRNA ligase activity; ATP binding
Source: RefSeq, a predicted model, not a curated record